Bathycoccus prasinos is the source of this 825-nucleotide messenger RNA. Its product is annotated as mitochondrial carrier family. The record is from RefSeq and is a predicted model, not a curated record. Gene Ontology annotation, biological process: mitochondrial citrate transmembrane transport. Lineage: Eukaryota; Viridiplantae; Chlorophyta; Mamiellophyceae; Mamiellales; Bathycoccaceae. The transcript has 2 exons. The coding region runs from base 1 to 825 and encodes 274 amino acids.
AUGGCGACGAAGAAAGCGACGCUGUCGGACACGGAGAAUCUCGCCGUCGGUGCCCUCGGUGGUAUCCUCGAAACUGGCAUACAGAUGCCUUUAAUCACGUAUAAGAUCACUUCGCAAGAUGGUCGACCGAUGCCUAAGAACAUUCAAGGUUGGUACAGAGGCGUGGUUGCUAACGCAGGUGCAGUGGCGCCGAUUACUGCGUUUCAAAUGGCCGUGAACGGUGGCUUAGAGAGACUUAUUUUAGCCGGCGAUACCUCGAGAGAGUUGCAAGCGCACGAGAAGAUUGGUGCAGCGAUGGGUGCUGGCGCAAUCAGCUCCAUCUUGUAUUCCCCGUUGGAUUUGGUUGUCAUCCAACAGCAAAAGUUGGCGACGUCUAUUGGUGGAGCGUUAUCGGCCGUGACGAAGGAGCAUGGUAUGGCGGCUCUCUUCCGCGGCUUCACGUCGUGCGCGGUGCGAGAGUCGAUUUACACCGCGGGCUACUUGGGCGUCGGUCCAGUCGCGACGCAACAUAUCAAAACCAUGCACCCAUUUUUUAGCGAGAACGAACAAGCCGCGCGUAUCGCGGGAUCGUGCUUUGCGGGUACCAUGGCGGCGGUGAUGACGCACCCGGUGGAUACGGCGAAGACGUGCAUGCAAGGAGACAUGGCGUCCACGACGUACCGAAACGCCCGAAGCGCGUUGGGUCAAGUCUACAGCGAACACGGUAUUGGGGGGCUUUAUAGAGGUGGUGCGGCUAGAACAGCGAGAAUUUGCGGCGCGUUCUUUAUCGUUGACAACGUCAGAGAAGCGGCGAUGAAGUACAAAGCCGAGCACUUUGAUUCGUAA